Molecule: messenger RNA, 6061 nt
Organism: Helicoverpa armigera (cotton bollworm)
Lineage: Eukaryota; Metazoa; Arthropoda; Insecta; Lepidoptera; Noctuidae
Product: glycogen debranching enzyme
Exons: 13
Coding region: 1140-5912 (1590 amino acids)
Biological process (GO): glycogen catabolic process; glycogen biosynthetic process
Molecular function (GO): 4-alpha-glucanotransferase activity; amylo-alpha-1,6-glucosidase activity
Source: RefSeq, a predicted model, not a curated record
ACAUAAAAUUAACAUUCGACUGAGAUUCAAUUACGAUUGAAGUGUUGCAUUCCGCUAUUUUCCUUUUAAAAUAAACGUUUUUAUCCUUUUCUGUCAUUUAAAAAUGAAUCAUUUUGUCUGCAAAUGAUGUACAAUUGCAAUAUGAUUGUAGAGCAAACUACGGUAUAGACCAAAAUCACCAAAAUGGCAUACCAAUCGAAUGUCGUUGGAAUUCGAUUGGUCUUUAGAUUAGUAGCAGGAUGCCCGAUAUGGUAAAAAUUGCAAUUUUAUUGCGAUUCAAUUUUGCCAUUUUUAACUUAGGAGAAUCGGGCCCCAGGUACUCUCCCCUCCCUAUUCGUUCAUUGUCAUCGUCCGGAGAGAUGUCCACCAACUUCCUUCGGCUGCAUUGUAAGUUUCUAAAAACCACAAAGCGAUUUUGGUCUGACCGGGAAUCGAACCCUUAUGCACAGCAUAGCAGUUUUGCUGGUGAAACCAGCAAAAUAUAUACUGCUGGUCUAAACGACCAAGGUCCAGUGGCUACUUCAAGAUAAAACUUGUCAAGAGGAGGCGGGUGCUUCAAUCGCUUGAUAUCUAUGACGUCAACUGACGUCAAAUGUCAUGUCCAUUUUUGUUGUAAAACACUUUUAGCCAUUAGCUAAUUUAAUAGUGUACCAUCUAUGCUUUCCUUUUUACUAGUCAGUGCCGAUCAUUGACAUAUAUUAAAUAUCGUACUACAUAUGUAUAUCGAUGGUGCCGAUCGGUUUACUUUGUACGAAGUUUUUAUACAUCCAUGCUUUUGCGUUUAAUCAAUCACGCGCGUUGACUUUUGUAGUAGACUUGAUUAUUUCCGGGAUCCAGAUUUUUUUGGCACUUCCUCUUAGUUUUGCUUGAUUUGGAACGCAUUGUUAUCUUUCGUUCAAAAUUUGAAGGUCGUUUUGAGGAGACUACUGUCAAAACAAUUUGAUAAGUUAAUCGCUAAAUUAAUUAAUUUAGCUGUGUAGUUAAGUAAAAUGUGAUUUAUUAUUAUUAUCAUAAAAUAUAGCUAUUCCUAAUUGUAUGUAAAAUCACAAGAAAUAAUAAAUAAUAUCGAAAACGAGUGGACCGGGUUUUAUCAUUAUAUUAAAACAACAGUAAGAAAGUACCUAACUGCUUAGAGGCAGAUGGCGAUCGAACGCUGUGGCGGCGCGGCCGAGCGGCCCGCCAGCCGCUCGGGCAGCCCGGGGCGCGGCGGCAGCCCGGGGCGCGGCGGCAGCCCGGGCCGCGGCGGCAGCCCGGGCCCCGGCGCCGCGGCGCCCACGCGCGUGCUCACGCUGGAGCACGGCGAGCACCACGACUCCACGCUGUAUCGAUUUGAAAAAGGCUGCUAUUUACAAUUCUGCCCCGGGCCUUCUUUACUGGGUCGAAAAGUAUUUCUCUAUACCAAUUAUGUGAUGUCCGAUAAUCAAGAGGAUAAGUGCGGCGAGCAGGCGGAGUUCAUCCGCAACCAGUACUACGGGCUGGAGUGGCACAGCGCCGGCGACGACGAGCCGGGCGCCGCGCCGGGCGCCGCGCUGGGCGCCGGCCUGCUCGUCACCGACACCGACGUGUGCUGCCGCCUGCGCCUCGCGCGCGCCGGCUCCUUCCACUACUACUUCGUGUACGACAGCGCCGAGUCGGCCGUGGGGCCGCAGGGCUCGGGCUGGUUCCACGUGGCGCCCACCCUGCGCGUGGGCGCGGGCGGGCGCGAGCGCGUGCCGCUGGACGGCGUCAUGUGCCAGACCGUGCUCAGCAAGUGCCUGGGCCCGCUGCCGCGCUGGGAGUCCGUGCUGCGCGUGGCGCACGAGUGCGGCUACAACAUGCUGCACUUCACGCCCGUGCAGGAGCUCGGCGCCUCGCACUCCAGCUACAGCAUCGCCGACCAGCUGCGCCUCAACCCGCAGUUCGGCGCCGAGCCGGGCCGCGAGGCCAGCUUCGCCGACGUCGAGAACCUCGUCUCCAAGAUGCGCUCCGAGUGGAAGAUGCUGUCCAUCUGCGACAUCGUGCUGAACCACACGGCCAACGAGACGGCGUGGCUGGCGGCGCACCCGGAGGCCACGUACAACUGCAGCAACUGCCCGCACCUGCGGCCGGCGGCGCUGCUGGACGCGCUGCUGGCGCGCGUGUCGGCGGGCGUGGCGCGCGGCGAGCACGAGGCGCGCGGCGUGGCGCGGCGCGUGGAGCGCGCGGAGCAGCUGGAGGCGCUGCGGGCGCUGCUGCUGGCGGCGCUGCCGGAGCUGCGGCUGCACGAGCUGUUCGCGUGCGACGUGGCGGCGCUGCUGCGCGACUUCUGCUGCCUGGCGCGCAACAAGGUGCCGGCGCCCGCGCCCGCCGCGCCGCCCGCCGCGCUGCGCCUGCUGCCCGACCCGCAGUGCCGCCGCCUGCGCGCCACCGUCGACAUGGACCUGGCGCUGCAGCUCUACAACGUCUACAGAGCGGAGUGCUACGACGAGGAGUCGCGCCUGAAGAAAUGUUGCGAGGAAAUGAAGCGCAAGCUCGAGCAGCUCAACGAGGCCGCCGCCGACACCCUCAGCGAGCACCUCCGCGCCGCCGUCGACAACGUCAUCGCGGGCGUGAGGUACGAGCGCCUGGAGGCCGACGGGCCGCGCGUGCAGGAGGUGUCGGCGCGGCACCCGCUGGCGCCGCGCUACUUCACGUGGGCCUGCGCCGUGGACAGCUGCUCGGCCGCCGAGGUGGAGGCGGCGCUGUACUCGGACGCGGGCUGGCACUGCAUGGCGCACAACGGCUGGGUCAUGGACGCCGACCCGCUGCAGGACUUCGCGGCGCGGGCCGCCGGCGCCCGCGUGUACCUGCGCCGCGAGCUCAUCGCCUGGGGCGACAGCGUCAAGCUGCGCUACGGCGACAAGCCCGACGACAGCCCCUUCCUGUGGCGCCACAUGCGCGAGUACGUCGAGCUCACGGCCGAGCUGUUCGACGGCGUGCGCCUCGACAACUGCCACUCCACUCCGCUGCACGUGGCGGAGUACAUGCUGGACUGCGCGCGGAACGUCAAGCCGGACCUGUACGUGGUGGCCGAGCUGUUCACCAACUCCGACCACGUGGACAACAUCUUCGUCAACCGGCUCGGCAUCACUUCGCUCAUACGAGAGGCGCAGAGCGCGUGGGACUCGCACGAGCAGGGCCGGCUGCUGCACCGCUUCGGCGGGCGGCCCGUGGGCGCCUUCCUGCGCGGCCCGGUGCGGCCCGCGCGGCCCCGCGUGGCGCACGCGCUGCUGCUGGACCUCACGCACGACAACCCCAGCCCGCUGCUGCGCCGCUCCGCCUUCGACGUGCUGCCCUCCGCCGCGCUCGUGGCCAUGGCGUGCAGCGCCACCGGCUCCACGCGCGGCCUGGACGAGCUGGUGCCGCACGCCGUGCACGUGGUGGACGAGGCGCGCCUGUACGCGGCGUGGGGCGCGGGCGACGAGGAGCCGCGCGUGGGGCGCGGCACGGCGCUGGUGGCGGCGCGGCGCGCGCUCAACGAGCUGCACGCGGAGCUGGCGGCGCGCGGCUACUGCGAGCUGUACGUGGACCAGCUGGACGGCGACGUGGUGGCGGUGACGCGGCACGAGCCGCGCGAGCGUCGCUCGGUGGUGCUGGUGGCGUUCACGGCGUUCCGCGCGCCCGAGCCGGCCGCCGCGCCGCGCCAGCUCAAGCCGCUGCGCUUCGAGGGGCAGCUGGACGAGAUCGCGCUGGAGGCCUGGCUGCGCCACAAGGAUUACGAAUCAGAGGGCGGUGCGCUGCGGCCGCCCGGCGAGUUCACCCCGCACCCGCGCAUCAUCACCGGCCUCAGCGACUACGAGCUGUGUCUGCGCCGCGCCGUGCCGCUCGAGCAGUCGCAGCUCGUGGCCGCCGUGCGCCAGGACGGCGCCGCCACCGAGCUCAGCUUCCGCCCGCUGCUGCCCGGCUCCGUGCUGGUGCUGCGCGUCAGCCCGCGGCCCCCGCAGCGCGAGGCGCUGGCGGCGCUGGCCCGCACGCUGGAGCGGCCCGACGCGCUGGGCCUGGCGCCGGCGCUGGCCGAGCUCGAGCUGGCCGACUUCAACGCGCUGCUGUACCGCUGCGACGCCGAGGAGCGCGAGGCGGGCGGCGGCGGCGUGUACGACGUGCCCGGCCACGGCCCGCUGCCCUACGCCGGCCUGGCGGGCGUCGCCGCGCUGCUGGCCGAGCUGGCGCCCGCCGACGACCUCGGCCACCCGCUGUGCGACAACCUGCGCGCCGGCGACUGGCUGCCCGACUACACGUGGCGCCGCCUCGAGCGUCUGCCGCGUCUCGCGCCCGUCGCGGCCCGUAUCCGCGAGCUGCUGCGGCCGCUGGGCGCGCUGCCGCGCUUCCUGCAGCCCGCGUACUUCGAGGCGCUGCUGUCGGCGCUGCACCGCGUGGUGUCGCGCGCGGCGCUGGCGCGGCUCGGCGCGGAGGCGCGGCGCGGCGCGUUCCCCGCGGCGCUGGCGCUGGCCAGCGUGCAGCUGCUGGGCGCGGGCGGCGCGGGGCUGCCCGCCUGCUCGCCCGCGCUGCCGCCGCCGCGCCCGCCGCGGCACAGCCUGUCGGCGGGGCUGCCGCACUUCGCGGUGGGCUACAUGCGCUGCUGGGGCCGCGACACCUUCAUCUCGCUGCGCGGGCUGCUGCUGCUGACGGGGCGCUACGCGGACGCGCGGGCGCACAUCCUGGGCUUCGCGGCCUGUCUGCGCCACGGCCUCAUCCCCAACCUGCUGGACGGCGGCCACAACGCGCGGUACAACUGCCGCGACGCCGUCUGGUGGUGGCUGCAGAGCAUCAAGCAGUACUGCAGUGAGGCACCGCAAGGGCUGAGCCUGCUGUCGGAGCCGGUGUCGCGCCUGUUCCCCAAGGACGACGCCGAGCCCGCGCCGCCCGGAGCCGCCGACCAGCCGCUGCACGACGUCAUGCAGGAGGCGCUCGACGUGCACUUCCAGGGCCUCGUGUUCCGCGAGCGCAACGCCGGCCGCAGCAUCGACGCGCACAUGUCGGACAAGGGCUUCAACGUGCAGAUCGGAGUGGACCCCGAGACGGGCUUCCCGUUCGGCGGCAACGACGCCAACUGCGGCACCUGGAUGGACAAGAUGGGCUCGUCCGAGGCCGCCGGCAACCGCGGCAAGCCGGCCACCCCGCGCGACGGCAGCGCCGUGGAGCUGGUGGGGCUGGCCUACAGCGUGCUGAGCUGGCUGGCGGCGCAGCACCGCGGCGGCCGCUACCCCUACCCCGGCGUGGUGCGGCGCCACCGCGACGGCGCCCUCACGUCCUGGAGCUUCGCGCAGUGGGCCGAGCGCAUCCGGCACAACUUCGAGCGCUACUACUGGGUGCCGCCCGCGCCCUCCGCCGCCGACCUGCGCCCCGACCUCGUGCACCGCCGCGGCAUCUACAAGGACAGCCACGGCGCCUCGCGGCCCUGGGCCGACUACCAGCUGCGCUGCAACUUCCCCAUCGCCAUGGCCGUGGCGCCCGAGCUCUUCGACCCCAAGCACGCGUGGCAGGCGCUGGACGCCGUCGAGCGGCACCUGCUGGGCCCGCUCGGCCUCAAGACGCUGGACCCGGCCGACUGGGCCUACCGCGGCGACUACGACAACUCCAACUCGAGCGACGACCCCAGCGUCGCACACGGCUUCAACUACCACCAGGGCCCCGAGUGGGUGUGGCCCAUCGGCUUCUACCUGCGGGCGCGGCUCGCCUUCGCGCACGACUGCGGCCGCCACGCCCGCACCGUCGCCGCCUGCUACGCCGCGCUGGCGCCGCUGCUGGCCGAGCUGCGGGCCUCGCCCUGGCGCGGCCUGCCCGAGCUGUGCAACGCGGGCGGUUCCUACUGCGCCGACUCGUGCCGCACGCAGGCCUGGAGCGCCGCCACCGUGCUGGAGGCGCUGCACGAGCUGCAGGCCGCCCGCCGCGCCCGCCCGCUCGCCGCCGACUGACGCCGCCCGCGCCGCCUGCGCCACGCGGACGCGCCGCUGUACGCCGCGCCCUACGAGCCGCUGCGGCCCUCCCGCCUCGCGCGCCUGCGCCGCCUGCUGCGCCGCGCCGCCCGCGCGCCGCCUGUCCGCCUCCAUCCACAACCUGUUGC